AUGGCGGAUAUAUGUUACGAAGUGGUGACUGACGCAUCUCUGCCGUCGGUUUAUGAAUCGACGCCGCCACAUUCACGGCGGAGGCAGCGGUUUAAGACGGUGAUGCAAGAAGAUUGGGAGAGGAAUUGUAAACGUAAUAAACAAGAGGAGGCUCUAGCUAUUACUAACCAUAAAGUUGACGUAUCCGGCGAGACUUCCACGACGGAGCUCAGUCCGAGAUACGGUGUUUCAUCGGUGUGUGGUAGGAGAAGAGAGAUGGAAGACGCGGUGGCGAUUCAUCCUUCGUUUUCUUGUACCAAGAAUUCGGAAAAUUCUCAACACUAUUUUGGUGUGUACGACGGCCAUGGUUGUUCCCACGUUGCAGCUAGGUGUAGAGAGAGGCUUCACAAGCUAGUGCAAGAGGAACUGACCUCAGAUGGAGAUAACGAAGAAGAAUGGAAAAAGACAAUGGAGCGCAGCUUCAAGCGCAUGGAUAGAGAAGUUUUGUCGUGGAGUGAUUCCGUCGUGAGUGCGAGGUGCAAGUGUGAUCUUCAGUCCCCUGCUUGUGAUUCCGUUGGAUCGACCGCGGUUGUUUCAGUCAUUACGCCGGAUAAGAUCAUCGUCGCAAAUUGUGGUGAUUCUAGAGCAGUUCUUUGCCGAAAUGGGAAACCAGUCCCUUUAUCAACCGAUCAUAAGCCUGAUCGUCCAGACGAAUUGGACCGAAUCGAAGGAGCCGGUGGGCGAGUCAUAUAUUGGGACUGCCCGAGAGUUCUAGGGGUCUUAGCAAUGUCACGAGCAAUAGGAGACAACUAUUUGAAACCUUACGUGAGUUGCGAGCCGGAGGUCACCAUAACGGACAGGACUGACGACGAUUGCCUCAUACUAGCAAGCGACGGUUUAUGGGAUGUGGUUUCAAACGAGACUGCGUGUUCAGUGGCUCGUAUGUGUCUCCGUGGUGGUCAGAAACAGAGAGGUAGUUAUGAGGAUCCGGAGGUCCCGGACAAGGCUUGUACGGAAGCGUCUGUAUUACUAACGAAGCUGGCGUUGGCAAGGCACAGUAGUGACAACGUGAGUGUCGUUGUGAUAGAUCUCAGGAGAGAAGGACACGUAAGUGGACACUAA
Molecule: messenger RNA, 1101 nt
Organism: Capsella rubella
Lineage: Eukaryota; Viridiplantae; Streptophyta; Magnoliopsida; Brassicales; Brassicaceae
Product: probable protein phosphatase 2C 24
Exons: 3
Coding region: 1-1101 (366 amino acids)
Biological process (GO): protein dephosphorylation
Cellular component (GO): cytosol; nucleus
Molecular function (GO): protein serine/threonine phosphatase activity; cation binding
Source: RefSeq, a predicted model, not a curated record